Messenger RNA from Dentiscutata heterogama, 322 nucleotides. The record is from the annotation of a GenBank genome assembly. NCBI's taxonomy places the organism in Eukaryota, Fungi, Glomeromycota, Glomeromycetes, Diversisporales, Gigasporaceae.
AUGAAAAUAGUCAAAGCUAAAGUAGUAUCACAGAAAAUUAAUUGUCGCCUCGAACCAGGAUUUCUCGGACUAUCAAUGUGUACUGAUAAGCUCCUUAAGAAAAUAGGUGGUAAAAUUAGCAGAAAAUUAACACUCGAAGAAAAAGAUAGCAAAUUUAUCAGAGAAGAAGCCACAGCUCCACUUGAAUUGGCCGUAAUCCCACUCACAUUUACAUCUAAUAUAAAAGAUAAUAUCCAUCUUAAUAAUAAAAAAUCUAUCACGAUUCCAACUGAAGUACUGGUUGAUAGAUAUAACUCUACAUUACCUAAUUAUAUAUUGCUUG